UCAUCAAACCUUUUUUUUGUCUUUUAAGCAGGAUCAGCAGUGUUCUUUUAGUGAGACAUAGAUGAGGGAGCAAUGCCUCUGCUACUGAAGAUUGGGGCUGCAGCUUCACAGACCUUGAGAUCUACCACAAGACAGGUGCCUGUGAGAGACUUCUGUGGCCUGCCCCAUUUCGAGCUUAGACAGCCAAAAGGUAUAGGUAUUUUGACUGGAAUACGUACAAGCAAGAAAUGCCAACAACAAUGGUUUUGCACAGAGGCACACAUUCAUAAUAAAUUAGUGACAAAAACUGUUGUAGGAACAGCAUAUGUAACCCGCCAGCAUUUAUUACACAAUACAGGACAAGCCUUGAGACAAAACUUUUAUUGCACAAAAGCAGUAGUGAAUAAAAACAUUGAAGAAACAUCAAAAGCUAUUGGAAGUAAUCACAGUUAUAGCAGCAGUGAAGGAAUUACUACAGUGGAAGUGGAGGGAGUGGACGAAAGUAAAGCAGAAUUCCAAGCGCUGGUGGAGCUGGAGGUGGAGCUGUACCGACAGGAGGGCUUCAGUGUCCCAGACGUCAUCAAUGAGGAACAGUGGAAGGAACUCCUCACUAAGACCUCACGGAAAGGACGCAGAAAAUACCUUGUCUUCUUGUGGAAGAACCAGAUGAAGCGGGAAAACCUAAAAAAGAAGAAGGCGUUGAUGAGGCUCAAGCGUGAAGAAGAGGAGAGGCAGAAAGAAGAGAGGAAAGCAGAGACUGGGGAGGCAGAGGAGCAAGAUGACGGACACAUUCGCUAUGGUCUGUGGCUCAAUAGCAUCUUCCUCUAUGUCAGGGAUUCCACGAUCAACCAAUUUUACCACUCACGCCUUAUUUCUGCCAUGAUCCACGGCCAGCCACUCGUUUUGGACCUGGACUUUGAUGCCAUCAUGAGCAGUCGGGAAAGACAAAACUGUGCUUAUCAACUCCAGAUGCUCUUUGGGGAAAACCGAGUUCAUCCUGACCCAUACAACUUGAUCCUCUGCAAUGCUGGUCCAGAGUCAGACACUGUGCGUCGACUUUCGCGAUAUAUUCCUGUCAUAAAUAGUCCAGAGUUCCCCCUGACCAUCACUGGAGAGAGCUACAUGGACCGAUUUCCUAAGGACAAGCUGGUGUACUUGACCCCACACUGCCGUGAAGAGAUGACCACAUAUGACCAUGAUGCUGUGUACAUUGUGGGGGGUAUAGUAGACACAGGGGAGAAUGAGCCAGUGACUCUAGCCAAGGCCAAGAGGGAAGGCAUACGCAUGCAGAAACUGCCGCUUGACAGGUACCUGGAGUGGGGUAUUGGAGGCAAGUGCCUGACCCUCAACCAGAUAAUUAGCAUCUUGCUGGAUAUCAAGCAUACAGGUGACUGGCAUUAUGCUCUGCGACAUGUCCCACGCAGAAAAUUGCGGCCUGCUUUAAGUCAAGAGGAUAUGGAGGCUAUGUUGCGCAAGAGGAUGGGGUUAGAUAAAGGAAAAAGAAACCCUUACCGUACUGAUUAUGCACCACAUAUGAGGAAAAAAAGAUAUUAGAAAGAAGAAAAACUCCCAACAGUCAUGGAAUGAAGACGAGACUUGAAAGAGUAUUGGCAGAAAGCAAUAGCUGGCAGUAGCGCCAUAACUUCCCCCAUUGCUGCCAGAUAAUCACACUGUCUACUGUUGUUUUUCUUUGUGAAUUUUAUUUGCACACAGAUGGCCCCACAAGUGCUCAGAUGUCAAGGAGCCAAUUGGUAGGCCUGUAUGACCUCAAUGGAUUUUCCCUUUCCUUGAGUUUUUUUGAUGCUGUGAAUAUGGAUGUUGUUAUUGUUGUUGUUGACAUAUUCAUUAUUGUAAUAUUAAUAAUACUAAAAGCAAUGAACUUCAAAAUAUCAAGGAAAAAGGUGAAGAGCUGAGAUAGGUAGGACUAGCAAUUGACUCCUUAGUAAUUAAACACUUGAGGAGCCAUCUGAAUGUGGAGAUAAUAUUUAAACAAAAAGACACAGUGGGCAUGCUAUGUAUUCUUGUCAUCCCAGCAUCAUUGGAUCUAUGUGAUAUAGUAAUUGUUGAUAAAUUAUACUGACAUCAGGUGAUAUGAAAACGAUCUCGCUUAACUUAUGUGUAAAACAGUUACAACAGUUAUUCCAGCUGUUUAUAUUAUCACUGUCAUAUCUUUGUAGUAUACAUAAUGGUCAGUUACUGUAUGUGUAAAUAGUGCAUUUCUCUAUAAUGUUUUGUAAAUUGUGUACAAAGGCCUCUCCAUUUGUGUAAUUGGAGGAUAUACAAUAAAGAUUGGAAAAUGA
Molecule: messenger RNA, 2279 nt
Organism: Penaeus chinensis
Lineage: Eukaryota; Metazoa; Arthropoda; Malacostraca; Decapoda; Penaeidae
Gene: rswl
Product: mitochondrial ribonuclease P protein 1 homolog
Exons: 7
Coding region: 73-1533 (486 amino acids)
Biological process (GO): mitochondrial tRNA 5'-end processing; positive regulation of mitochondrial translation
Cellular component (GO): nucleus; nucleoplasm; mitochondrion
Molecular function (GO): tRNA binding
Source: RefSeq, a predicted model, not a curated record